Eremothecium gossypii ATCC 10895 is the source of this 1365-nucleotide messenger RNA. It is a transcript of the gene ALG7, whose product is annotated as UDP-N-acetylglucosamine--dolichyl-phosphate N-acetylglucosaminephosphotransferase. Gene Ontology annotation, molecular function: UDP-N-acetylglucosamine-dolichyl-phosphate N-acetylglucosaminephosphotransferase activity. Gene Ontology annotation, biological process: protein N-linked glycosylation; dolichol-linked oligosaccharide biosynthetic process. Lineage: Eukaryota; Fungi; Ascomycota; Saccharomycetes; Saccharomycetales; Saccharomycetaceae. Gene Ontology annotation, cellular component: membrane. The transcript has a single exon. Bases 1 to 1365 code for a protein of 454 amino acids. The record is from RefSeq and is marked provisional.
AUGGCCGUAAUCCGCGUGUGCGCACUCCUCGCGAUAGCGGGGACUGCAAUUGUGUAUUCCAAGUAUUCCAGCGCAGUGUGGAGCGCUGCGGGAUUCGCGAUUAUCGGAUACCUCGCCACUAAUACACUGAUUCCGAGGGUGGCAGACAGUUUUAUCCGGGUAGGGCUCUAUGGCAAGGACCUCGGGAAGCCGGGACGGCCGGUGAUUGCGGAGACGAUGGGGGCGGUAGCGGCGACGGUGUACUUGUUCAUGAUGUUCCUCUCCAUUCCGUUCGUGUUCUACAAGUACCUCGUGGUGACGUCUGGCGCGGGAGCGCGGGACUGGAGCGAGGAGGCGGCGGGCCGCGGCGCAUUCCCGCACGGCAAGCUGUCGGAGUACCUUAGUGCGAUCCUGUCGCUCCAGAGCACAGUGUUGCUCGGCGUGGCCGAUGACCUCUUCGACUUGCGCUGGAGACACAAGCUCUACUUCCCGAUCAUCUCGGCGAUCCCGUUGCUCGUCGUGUACUACGCGGACUUCGGGGUGACGUACGUGCUGGUGCCCAAGUUUGUGCACCAGUGGGUGCCACAGCUCUCCGAGUUUGCGCUGAUCGACCUCGGGUGGUUCUACUACAUCUACAUGGCGUCGAUGACCAUCUUCUGCACGAACUCGAUCAACAUCCUCGCGGGCAUCAAUGGCUUGGAGGUGUUGCAGUCGAUCAUUCUCGCCAUUGUCUGCCUUGUGAACGAUGCGCUCUACCUGGUGUGGGGCUCGGAGCGCACACGCGAGUCGCACCUAUUUUCGAUCGUGAUGCUCCUCCCGUUCCUCGGAGUGUCGUACUCGCUAUGGAAGUGGAACAGCUGGCCUGCGCGGGUGUUUGUGGGAGACACGUACUGCUACUUCGCGGGAAUGAUCUUUGCGAUGAUUGGGAUCUUGGGGCACUUUGCCAAGACGAUGAUGCUCUUCUUCACGCCGCAGAUCUUCAACUUUGCGUACAGCAUACCGCAACUUUUGGGCCUCGUGCCGUGCCCGCGCCAUCGCUUGCCGCGCUUCAACGAGGAGGACGGGCUCAUGUACACCUCGCGCACAGAUCUACAGAAGCGCCCGCCGAUGCGCCCCGUUGCCCUGGCGUUGAAGCUGUUGGCCUACUUGCACUUGCUCGACGUGACGGUCGACGAGCAGGGCAACCUUCUAGACUGCAACAACAUGACCUUGAUAAACCUCUGUCUAGUUUGGUUUGGGCCAAUGCGUGAGGACCAGCUCUGCCUCACCGUGUGCGGCAUCCAGCUAGUUGUGGGUCUCCUCUGCGUCUUCGCGAGACACGCCGUCGGGACAUUGCUGUUCGGUGAGGACAAUUACACUAGAAUAAUUAAGUAUAUCAGGACUUAA